Molecule: messenger RNA, 579 nt
Organism: Epinephelus fuscoguttatus (brown-marbled grouper)
Lineage: Eukaryota; Metazoa; Chordata; Actinopteri; Perciformes; Serranidae
Product: histone H2B 1/2-like
Exons: 1
Coding region: 16-390 (124 amino acids)
Cellular component (GO): nucleosome
Molecular function (GO): DNA binding; structural constituent of chromatin; protein heterodimerization activity
Source: RefSeq, a predicted model, not a curated record
CGUACUAUCCCGAUCAUGCCUGAAACCACCGUGAAAGCGCCCAAGAAGGGCUCAAAGAAAGCCGUGUCUAAAAGCGUUAGCAAGACCGGCAAGAAAAAGAGGAGGACCAGGAAGGAGAGCUACGCCAUCUACGUGUACAAGGUGCUGAAGCAGGUCCAUCCCGACACCGGCAUCUCGUCCAAGGCCAUGGGCAUCAUGAACUCGUUUGUGAGCGACAUCUUUGAGCGCAUCGCCGGUGAGGCCUCCCGUCUGGCUCACUACAACAAGCGCUCCACCAUCACUUCCAGGGAGAUCCAGACCGCCGUCCGCCUGCUGCUGCCCGGGGAGCUGGCCAAGCACGCUGUGUCUGAGGGCACCAAGGCCGUCACCAAGUACACCAGCUCCAAGUAGACAGUCCUGCUGACUCUAGUAACAAACCAACGGCUCUUUUAAGAGCCACCCACUUAAUCUGAAGAUUAUCCAAAGAUUAGUAAUAUGCAGUUGCUGAACAAUGUUCAAACACCAUACAACUGAUGGACUACAAUAAGCAGCAUUUUCUGUUUAUAUCCAUUUAUAACUAUUCUGUGAAUUGUUACAGAA